GAGAGGCAGGCAGAGCCUGCCGGUGGCUCCGCACCCAUCGUGCUGCGUUUCCCGGCUCGCUGUCUCCCUGCCUUUGCCCAGGCGCCCGCAAAACUUUUAUUGUCUCGGGCUCCACCGGGGUGUGUGACGAAAUCGCAGCUCUCCGCUGUCGCCACGCUCGCCGGCACCGGCGAUCGAGGGGACGUGCAACCCUCGCCCGCCGCCGGGCUCUUGCGCCCUGCGCUUCCUCACCUGCCGAUUGCUCCCGGGAAUCGCGAGGGGGGACCCCCAAAAGGACCGCGCGGGCGUCGGCUCCCCGAAAUCCUGUUCACCGUUGCGGACCGGCUCGGCGCAACUUUAACUUGAUUCCUGUCGCCCACCCAGGGCACCCGCGGCGGCCGCCGCUGCCGCCGUCGCUGCGGUCUCACAAAGAGCGCGGGGAAGGAAGGCGGCGCGGGCGGCGGGCACGGGCCUCGGGGCUGCCUAGACAAAAGGGAAACUGCCAUCGCUCUGGGCGCCUGUUCCGACCCGUCGUGGGUUCAUCCUCCCGGCCCGGGCUGCCUCUUCGCUUCAGUCCCUGCGGGCUGCGCCCGCAGAGCUCGGACCCCGCGAGCUGCGGGGCGCGCGUCGCUGCUGCUGGUUGGGGCUCUAGGGAUAAUAAAUGAUAGAGGAUACAAUGACUUUGCUGUCUCUGCUGGGUCGCAUCAUGCGCUACUUUUUGCUGAGACCCGAGACGCUUUUUCUGCUGUGCAUCAGCUUGGCUCUGUGGAGUUACUUCUUCCACACCGACGAAGUGAAGACCAUCGUCAAGUCCAGCCGGGACGCGGUGAAGAUGGUGAAGGGCAAGGUGGCUGAGAUUAUGCAGAACGAUCGCCUUGGAGGACUUGAUGUGCUAGAGGCCGAGUUUUCCAAGACCUGGGAGUUCAAGAGCCAUAAUGUGGCGGUGUACUCCAUCCAGGGCCGGAGAGACCAUAUGGAAGAUCGCUUCGAAGUUCUCACCGAUUUGGCCAACAAGACGCACCCGUCCAUCUUCGGGAUCUUCGAUGGGCACGGCGGCGAGACUGCAGCCGAAUACGUAAAAUCAAGGCUCCCAGAGGCGCUGAAGCAGCAUCUUCAGGAUUAUGAGAAAGACAAAGAAAACAGUGUUCUGUCUUACCAAAGCAUUCUGGAGCAGCAGAUCCUGUCCAUAGACCGAGAAAUGCUGGAAAAGUUGACGGUAUCCUAUGACGAAGCAGGCACAACGUGUUUGAUUGCUCUACUGUCGGAUAAAGACCUCACCGUGGCCAAUGUUGGUGAUUCUCGAGGAGUCUUGUGCGACAAGGACGGGAACGCCAUUCCCUUGUCACAUGACCACAAGCCUUACCAGCUGAAGGAGAGGAAGAGGAUAAAGAGAGCUGGUGGAUUCAUCAGUUUCAAUGGCUCCUGGAGGGUCCAGGGAAUCCUAGCCAUGUCUCGAUCCCUGGGAGAUUAUCCGCUGAAAAAUCUCAACGUGGUCAUCCCAGACCCAGAUAUCCUGACCUUCGACCUGGACAAGCUGCAGCCCGAGUUCAUGAUCCUGGCAUCAGACGGUCUGUGGGAUGCUUUCAGCAACGAGGAGGCAGUCCGAUUCAUCAAGGAGCGCUUGGAUGAACCGCACUUCGGGGCCAAGAGCAUCGUCCUGCAGUCCUUCUACAGAGGCUGCCCCGACAACAUCACAGUCAUGGUGGUGAAGUUCAGGAAUAGUAGCAAAACGGAAGAGCAGUGAGCCCCACAGGUUCUCAGCUGCCCUAGACCAGAGGACUCUCCACAUACUGUUCUCUUAAUGUAGGAAAAGGUGUGGGAUUUAUAAUUAGGAUCAUGUGUCCCAACAAAGAGCCCCUUCCCUGGCGACCUCGAAUCCCUACCAGGUAGUGAGCAGGGAGUUCCCUGGCUGACACUGUGGAGGGGCUGGAGUCUGUGUCCCCCCAAUGUUUGAAAUGCAUCUAUAAGUAGCCAUCGACCCCCAGAUAUGAGGCAAAAGGAAGGUAGGCCAUGUAUUCCCUUUCAUGUGCUUUUCACGAUCUUUUCCUUGGUGCCCUCUCAGCACCCGUGGGCAGGGCAGGCCUGUAGCUGCAGGCACCAUGCCAGGGCAUCUCCUGACGAUGUGGUGCCGGUACCCUCGCCUAGCAGAAACACUUUCCCUUUCUGAGCUUGCGAUUUCAGAACUCACAACACUUUAUUAUUUGUUGCCUGCUCUUGGAGACUGAGGGACGCAGAGAGGAUGGGGAGUCGGUGGCAGCUUCCUGCACCCCAGACGGCACCCCUUCCCCACCCCUUCCUUCAUUAGUGUAGGAGACUCUGGAUACAGUUAACAGCCCUGUGCCUCACCCGGGAGCACAGCUUUCCCAUUUGCCCACACCUCACAGCGCGUCAAGGACAGCCGCUGACUUCACCAAGAACCCACAGAAAGGAAUGAAACAGGGUGACGAGCACAUGACAGCGCAGGGUGACCGUCCAUCCCCAGUGAAGAAUAAGGCUGGGAUCAGUCUCAGUGCCCCCCGGGGAGAUGCACUAUCCACAUUGGAGAGGCAGGCAUGAGCCCUGGGAAUCUCCACUCCACCCUCACCAGCUUCUGCUUUUCCGUACAGCCUUCCCGAGCCCAUCCUGGUGGCUUUCAUGUCUUUCCAACAGUGUUGGGAGAAACAGCAGCCUAGAAUUGCCCAAGUGCUGUUCCCAGCCACCACAAAUUGGUAUUUGGUGGCAAACCACUGAGACUUGCUUUUGGGCAAGAGAAAGGCCUUUCAUCUUUCGCUGCAAAUCUCUGUCCAUACCCAGUAGCGUUCCCCAGGCAAACACCAACGGACUGUAAUAGCCUGGAGGAAAAAUAGCAGACUGGCUCCUGGGGGCCCUGUGUGCGCUGGCAGCAGAGCUGGCUGGGAAUGCAAGCAAAAGCCCCAAGAGAUGUGCAGCACUGUUAUCUGGGGGCCUGGGUUGCUGCUCUGCCCUUCCUAACACCAAAGCUGUGGGGGUUUCCCCAGUCUCUGUGCUUUAUAAGUUUGACAGAACACAGUAGGCUGUCCUUCUUGAUUGAAUGAACCAGCCCCAACCAACCAUGAUUUUCACUGUAGACCCACGCCCGGAGCCCGCCUGGUUUUCUUUCUCAGGGUGGGUGUUGUCAGCGUGGCCUCUCAAGGCCCACCCAUUAGCCAUUCCUACCCCACUGCCCAGCCCUGUCCUUCAGCUGCAGAGCUUGCCCAAAGCCCAGAGGACAAAGGGUACCUUGGACUCCGGGCGGGACUGCAGACUGUCUGGACUCCUCCAGGAACUUGCUUUUCUUUGACUUCAUUGAGAAUUAAUUAUGGUUUCCCAGGGACUUUGCUUACUUUUGUAUCCUGUGUUUUCAACAUUGGAAUUAGGGUCUUAGUUACUGCUUUUCAGAAUGUUUUAGUGCAAAGUACAUUCUCUCAUGUUCCAUGAGUGCACUGGCCUGUGGUGACACGGACACAUGGAUGUAUAUUCUGGGUCAAGGGUAACAGAGGAAACGGAUGUGGGUUCAAGUGAUGGAGGUACGCUUCUUGAUUUAGGAUGCUCUAGAGUCCCCACAACGCCUCUUCUAAAACUCUAGAUUUGACAGUCCAUUGGGCAACUUCUUCUUUAUUUUGUAUUUGCUUAACACAAAAGUGUAUAAAACAAGAGGAAAAAUAAUUUGAGAAACAUUUAUUGUAAAGAAAAAAAUGAAAUAAUGAAAUAAUGUUUUGGUGAAGAAGAAAAAAGGGAAGAUACCAAAUUAGCCCACUGGUAUUCCUUGAGCAUGCGGGCGGUGCUGCCUGCACUAGUUAUAAAACCUUCUACUUGAGGCUAUGGACAGCUUGUGAAUUUUGCUCUGAAGACAUAACUUAUUUCUAACUGCAACCAAAUAGAGUAUAUAUAUGAUAUGUGUAUAUCAUAUAUAUAAAUAUAAAUUUCAUAUUCCUUUCUUGCCUCUUCCCCUCCCCCAUGGCUUGUAGACUUUUUUAAAGAUAGAAAUGCUAAGCAGGAUAGUAGUGGUUUGAUGAACAUAUAAACCAGAGUACCCUUGCCCUUCCCCGUGUCCUCCUGGAAUGCUCCUUCUGACCUGGGUCCAGCAGUGGGGAGUCUGCAGUUGGUUGUGGCUGGGCACACUGGCCACCCCAGUCCUCCAGCGGCUCUGGCAGGAUGGAUCUAGCUGCAGGAGAAAUGAAUCUGAGGGAGAACUUGUGAGGCUUCCAUCAACAGCACUGCCAAAGCUUGGGGAUCAUCCCCCAAGGCUGCCCGGACUCCCUGCCCAGCCUGAGUUCGAAUUGCCAAUCGUCCCCACGGUGCCAAAUCUCGGGAGGGUUUUACAGUGUUUCAGAAAUACAGCUGAUGCCGGUCCCAGGCCCCGCUAACCACUCCGCGGCUGCUUUCCUGGCAAUUUGUGCUCUUCAGGUGGGGGAGGGGGAGGGAGAGAGGGCAGGGAAAGGGUUUUUAACGAUUCACUGCAUUUGCAGUUACCUAAUCAUAUAAAUAAACUAUACUAACCUAGAACAACCCAAAGCUCGUCCCCAGGAUCUGUAUUCUUUUAUAAUGUGACCAACUUGGCCCAGCCAAUCUGGAUCACUGACGUACCACGUGACUGUAUGUGCUCACUCCCAGUGGCCAGUGUUAACUUCUGUUCCUUGCUGUGACCCGGAGGGACUGGCCUCUUGAAUCUGGUAUGUGUCAAGAACGUUGCCAAGAGAAGGUUCCAGCAUAGAGCAUCUGCAGGCUAGGUAUCUCAGGCAUGCUUUGUGGCACACAAGUGUAGCGAUUUGGACAUUCUGCACGGGGGUGCUGGUGUUGCUGCUCUGACCCUCUCUGAAGUGGCUCCAGGGAACCGGCUUCACUGUUGCCUAGAGUAUCUGGAAAUGCACGAAGGACUCACCAAAGGUGUGACCCCUCUUUCCUUUGCCAGGUUCACCUUGUCUCUCCUGUGUUUUUGUUGUUUCUCUUCAUUUUCUUCUUGACUUCAGAAAUGCUUUUCCCUCCUUUGGCCCACUGUUACAUAAUCUGAGUUGUCACCCAGAACUGCCUGGGUCUGUCAUAGCAGCAUCCCCGUUUAGCUCUGGAAAAGACGCUGGUCCCAUGCUUCUGCCCACCCCCAUGGAGACCGCAAAGUGUAAAAUGUGAGCUGCUUCUGGCUAAAUCAUUUUUAUGGAGGUCUUUGGGCUAGCUGGAUGCACCUUGCAGGAACAGAGGAGCCUAAUGGCCCUCAAUACAGGAGAACACAUAUUCUAGAAAUGUUUUUCCAAAUACAUGGUUUCAUUGUCACGGGAGUCAGGGAACUAUACUUCAUAGUCUAAAAUAAAUUCAUGACUAAGCUAAAUGCCAUACAGGAGAGGAGAAAAUUCAUACAAAGCCCUAAUACAGUGUCUGUGAGCUUCUUGUUUCCCCAAUUAACUCGAUCCCAGAAAACUCUAGCCCUCCUGACAUUUCAACGGGCUCCUAACCACCACUUUGGGAUGAGUGACAGUACAGUGUGUAAGCCACAGCAAAGUCUUCCACCUGCAAGCCGGCUAAGGACAGAAGCAGGACUGGCUGCUGGGGUCUAAUAUGACCACAAGAGUCUCCCAUUGACGGUAGGAGCCCAGCAAGUCAUGCCUGAAACUAUAGAUGUGGCCUCCCUCCUGUGAGUAGGAAGCGGGGGCCUUGCCUGGCGGGGCAGUUCUCAGCUGUGCUACCACGGUCUUCGGUUGUUCCUCUGUAGCUGUCUUUGCUUUCCAGAUUAAACCAAAAUAUUUUUCUCUCAUUGUUGAUAGUAUAUAUGUGUGUACACAUAUACACAUA
Messenger RNA from Microtus ochrogaster (prairie vole), 5760 nucleotides. RefSeq names its product protein phosphatase, Mg2+/Mn2+ dependent 1L (gene Ppm1l). Gene Ontology annotation, biological process: protein dephosphorylation. Gene Ontology annotation, molecular function: cation binding; protein serine/threonine phosphatase activity. Lineage: Eukaryota; Metazoa; Chordata; Mammalia; Rodentia; Cricetidae. The record is from RefSeq and is a predicted model, not a curated record.